This is a messenger RNA of Stereum hirsutum FP-91666 SS1, 2063 nucleotides long. Its product is annotated as glycoside hydrolase. NCBI's taxonomy places the organism in Eukaryota, Fungi, Basidiomycota, Agaricomycetes, Russulales, Stereaceae. Gene Ontology annotation, biological process: carbohydrate metabolic process; chitin catabolic process. Gene Ontology annotation, cellular component: extracellular region. Gene Ontology annotation, molecular function: phosphatidylinositol binding; chitin binding; chitinase activity. The coding region runs from base 43 to 1779 and encodes 578 amino acids. The record is from RefSeq and is a predicted model, not a curated record. The transcript has 16 exons.
GCGCAUCCCAGUGAUAGACGUUAACCUCACAGUCCACCGACGAUGUCUCUGUCCACCGUAUCCAUCAAGAGUCAUACGACUGCGUCGUCGCCGAGGCCGCAUGUGCUUUAUUCGGUGGAAGUCGAAGGAGACGGUACCGAACUAAGGGUGGUGCAGAAGCGCUAUUCUGAUUUUCUGGCCUUACACUCCUCCUUCGCCACCCAACCACCGAUCUCGCUCCCUCCAAAGCGGAUCCUCACCACGACCUUCAUUCCCUCCGCUUGGGUCGAUGACUCCCUCAUCGCAGAACGGAAAGCUGGUCUCUCGUCAUAUCUCUCUUACCUCGUCUCCUCCCCCGAAUACCGGGAUUCGUCUUCCCUUCGAAAGUUCCUCGCUGUUGGUGACGGUCAGGGCAUAGAGGGGGAAAGCCAAGACGAGAGGUUCGAUUUGGAGGAUGCGUUGCCAAGUACGAUGACGAGGAGGAAGGCACUGGAGUUGAAGGCAGAGUUGUUGAAGGUAGAUGCGAAUGGUGCGGCUAAGACCGGAGAGGGAGAAGCGAAGACGGAGGCAACGUUCAUCGCCGCCUCUUAUUAUCCUGAUUGGGCCGAAGAUACGAUCGCCCCAGAGAAUAUUGACUAUUCGAAGUUCGAUAUCCUCUUAUAUGCCUUUGCCACGCCCAACUCGUCUUCGACCCUUACCUGGGACUCCGGUUCUCAGGCUCUCCUUCAACGGCUCGUGAGCUCUGCGAAUAGCAGUGGGGCUGGGACGAAGAUCGUUCUUUCGGUCGGAGGGUGGAGUGGGUCGUAUUGGUUCAGCCAGGCGAUGUCAUCCUCCGCGAACCGUACGACGUUCAUCAAUGCGCUGUCGAGCGCUGUGAGCACUUAUGGGCUUUCCGGCAUCGACAUCGACUGGGAAUACCCCAACUCAACCGGCGCAGGCAACCCCUUCUCGUCGUCCGACUCCGCCAACCUUCUUUCCUUCUUCACUUCUCUUCGUUCCAAACUCGGUUCUUCGGCGAUCAUUUCAGCAGCAGUGACGGAUCUGCCUUGGUUGGGCUCGGACGGAAACCCGUUGACGGACGUCUCGAGUUACGCGGCGCAGAUGACUUAUGUGAACAUAAUGAACUACGACAUCUUCCAAUCGUCGAGCACACCAGGCCCAAACGCGCCCCUCGGCGACCUAUGCGGAACAUCCUCCCUCCCGAAUUACUCCGCCGAAGCUGCGUUCUCCCAAUGGACCUCUGCUGGCAUGCCCGCGUCCAAACUUCUCCUUGGGCUACCUUUAUACGGAUACGUGAGCGACAGCACGAAGACAGGUCUGACCGGGUCCUUGUUGCCUCCUUCGUCCUCUUCUGCUGCUCAAGGGAAUGGGGAUGCGAAGGUGGCGCCGAGAGGGAGGAAUGCGAGGCCGAGCCAUCCAACUAGUGGCGUCAAUGGGUCGACCGGGGCGAAGGGAGUGGAUGGGAAGGUGAAAGCACAGGAUGUGGAUCUGACGAGCUGGUACGGACAGCAGAUCCCGUUCGCCAAUAUCGUCAGUUCGGGCGCUCUGGUCCUCGGCUCGGACGGGGUGUAUGGACAGGGUGGCGGGUUCACUAUGGCCUGGGAUGACUGUAGCGAUACGCCGUUCUUAUAUGACACGUCGGAGAGCACGGUGGUCACGUACGAUGAUACGUAUUCACUUGGCGAUAAAGCCGCCUAUGCCAAGUCACAGUCGAUGGCUGGCUGUUUCACGUGGUCGAUGGAUCAGGACGAUGGAUACACCCUCCAGAAUAUCAUUCGAUCGAGCCUUGGGAAGUCAUAAUCAGCGGAGGAUAUGAUGUGUACGUUCUUGGACUGGACGCUGCUGACGAAUACCUACGAGAUGUGGCCGGCUGAGGCUCUGUUCGCCUACUUCCUCUGACUCGGUUCCAGGAUAGGACCGUUAAAUAAAUGACCGUUACGAAGCUUUCAUGACGAGUGGAUUUACUUACACGAAUGGCUCAUGGUAUGGUUGGAUUUUGUGUUACAGAGUGGAUGGACAGGUUGCAUGGGGACGUUGCGAUCUGUGUUUUCCUAUAUCACGACUCACGAUUAUGACAUCCAGCG